This is a messenger RNA of Heterostelium album PN500, 3129 nucleotides long. RefSeq lists its product as uncharacterized. The transcript has 4 exons. The record is from RefSeq and is a predicted model, not a curated record. Bases 1 to 3129 code for a protein of 1042 amino acids. NCBI's taxonomy places the organism in Eukaryota, Evosea, Eumycetozoa, Acytosteliales, Acytosteliaceae.
AUGAGUGGAAUAUUCGGAAAUCAAUUGGUGAAAGAUAAUCAAGAUGAAGCAAAGAGUGAACGAGAAGAAGAUGAAGAAGAAGAGGAAUUCGAUUCGGAUGAUUACGAUUCAGAUGAAGAUGCUGAUGAGCGUACCAUUGUCGGUAAAAAAGACUACACUAUUUCAUCGUCAGAUGUCAACUUCUACGACGAUGCGAUCAAUGUCCUCGAUAUGAUAGACAACAAGAAACUGGGUGUCAAUGAUCUCAUCAAGUUGUAUCCAAAACCUGAAAAAUCAAACACUUUUGCAACACAUCCCUAUGCGCUAAAGUACAUUCCGUAUGACGAUGCACUGAAGCUAUUCGCAGAAUUUGAAAACGUUACGAAUGAAGUUGGAAGAUUAUUCAUUGCUUUGCAGUUCUUCAUUUACUUUCACAACAAGAAAGACAAGAACAUUCAAGAACUCAUUGCUUUCUGUGAGAAGGUGGAGGAUGAUCGCUCGAAAUUGGUGAGAACAUGUGGUCCGAUAUUGUUCAAGUAUUUCAAGGUUUCUUUUUUCAACAUUCCAGCAGAUAUCGAUAGACUCUUUGACUUAUUCACUAAAGGUCGCAACACAAGCAAUGUAGUCAGGCUAUCUGAAAUUAGGGAUUUCACAACAUACAGAAAAUACAUUGAAAAUAGUAAUAAAUUUAAAUAUAAAUUCAACAAACAAGACAAACAACAACAAGAAGAAGUAGAACAACAACAACCACCAUUAAAGAGACAAAGAGUGACACCAACAUUACCUCAAGAUUGUUUCGAUAAAAUCGUUCAAAAGAUCAUUGGAUAUACACUGAUGGCAGAUACAUUCCUACAACAAGAUCUACUUCCAGAGACACAAACAGAGGAAUGGAGCCAACUGAUGGUUGAACUAUCAGGUGUUCUCUUCUCAUUGGCACUGGUAUCGAAACAGUUCUUUACCAAUGUUGGAUGUGUCUUGGAAACACUGAAUUGGACAGGACGAUUCCCAAACAAAUACAUUAAAGGACAGAUCAAUUAUGACAAACAAUUCUGUAUGUUCAAGAAAGUUCCUUCAAGCAUUCGAUACGAAGCAAUCAUCAGAACUACACCUUACAGAUUGUUGGACCAAGUAUUAAGAGGUGUCACAUCACUCACUAUUGUUGGUGAUACGCUAAAUUGGGAAUGCAUGGGCGGUGUCGAUAAAGAGUUUGAAAUGAGUUAUGAUAAUUACUACAAUAUCGAGAAGAGUAUUUUCGUCACCUAUCCACCGAUUGGAUCGAUGCCAAAUCUCACGAAACUCGUUGUUGUUGGGAGAGCCUUUAAAUUCUCCUACAAACAAAAAGCGGAAACAGGUGGACUCUAUCUUCUCAAGUAUCUCAUUGCCAACACCGGAUGCAAACUCGAACACUUUGAAUGUAUUGAACAACUCUCGCUUGGACAUCAUCCGGAAUACGAUCUCUCUUUUUUCCAGUGUCUGUUAGAACACCACGCGUCAACACUCAAACUCUUCAAGUUGAAAAGAACAGUCAAAAAUGAACCAAAAUAUUUAGCUAGACUCAGCACCAUCGUUCAAAAGCUAAAGAGGUAUCAAUCGAAACAUCAAUUCAAAUUAGAGUUUUAUGACAGUAAUCCCAAAGAUGAUUCAAUGGGAGAUACUGAAGAGGCAUAUAAAUUGGUGGAGGAAUAUAAAAAUUUGCCACCAGUGCAAAUAGAUAGUGGUGACGAUAACUAUGAUGAUGAUAGUGAAGAUGACGAUAGUGAAGAUGACGACUCUGAUUAUUAUAUAUCAAUACGAGUCUCUAGAUUGGCAAAAUUAGUCAUUCCAUUGUUUGAGAGUAAAAUUAUCGCUAUCGAUGGUAAUUGGCAAUACUCUAAAAGCAUCGUCGAUAAAGAGACAUACACCAUUAGAUCAACAGAUGUCAGUUUCUACGGUGAUGCGAUGAAUGUCAUCGAAAAGAUAGACAAAAGAAAGAUUGGUAUCGAUGAUCUCAUCAAGUUGUACCCUGAGCCUGGAAAAUCAAACGAUUUUGCAACACAUCCUUAUCUUUUAAAGUAUAUUCCUUAUGACGAUGCGCUGAAGCUAUUUGCACAAUUCGACCACGUAAAGAAUGAAAUUGGAAGAUUGUUCAUUGUUCUUCAGUUCUUCAUUUACUUCCACAACAAGAAAGACAAGAACAUUCAAGAGUUGAUUGCUUUCGGUGAAAAAGUGGAGGCUGAUCGCUCGACAAUAGUGAGAACAAGUGGUCCGAUAAUGUUCAAACAUUUCAAGGUUUCCUUUUUCAAUGUUUCUUCAGAGACCGAUAGUGCUAACAACCUAUCUAAGAUAAGAGAUUUUAAGUCUUACAGAAAAUUCAUUGAAAAUAACCGAGUACGCGAAGAACAACAACAACAAUGGAAUUCGAAAUCGCAACAACAACAAAAAUCAUUAAAGAUACUUAUAGAAACACCAAUAAUAACUCAAGAUACUAUCAUUCGUCAGAUCAUUGGAUAUUCACUGAUGGCAGAUACCUUCUUUCAACAAGAUCUGCUUCCAGAGAAAGAUGCAGAUGAAGGGAAAGAACUGAUGAUUCUUAUGUCAAGUGUUCUCUUCUCGUUAGCGAUGGUAUCGAAACAGUUCUUUACAAAUGUUGGACGUUUCUUGGAGAGUAUCGAUUGGACAGGACGAUUCCCAAACAAAUACAUUAAAGGUCAAAUCAAUUACGACAAACCAUUCUGUUUGUUCAAGAAAGUUCCUUCAAGUAUUCGAUACGAUGCACUCAUAAGAACUACACCUUAUAGAUUGCUGAACCAGACUUUUAGCGGCGUUACAUCACUCACCAUUGUUGGUGAUACGUUAGAUUGGGGCUGCAUCUAUGGGUUUAAUGUAGACUAUGAAUUGGAACGUGACAAUUACUACGAUAUUGAAAAGCGUAUUUUCGUUACCUAUCCACCGGUUGGAUCGAUGCCAAAUCUCACCAAACUCGUUGUUGUUGGAAGAGCCUUUCAAUCGCAAAGAUCUCCAGCGGAAACAGGUGGACUCUAUCUUCUCAACAAUCUCCUCAUUCUAUCAACUGUUGAAAAGUUACAUAUUCACCAUGAAACUGCUAUUAGUUUAUCAGUUAGAAGAAUCUUUGGAGCAAAUCCUAGAAUCAUCAUACAAUUAAGAGUAUAG